UCAGGAAAUAAGUGGGCAAUGGAGUUUAAAAAGUUUUUUCAAUAGUUACCAUGUAUCUACAAGAGAAUAAUGUGCGAUCAGCUUGAAAAAGAUACAUUUAUUUCAUUUCUGUAUAUAAAGCUACCUAUAACAACUGAAUUCCUAGGCUAGGCUUGUCGGUUUAAAAAGGCCUACCUAGGCCUACACGGUCAUCUGCACUGUCUGUACUCGUCUCCAGGCAGAAGAGCACGUUUUUGCCGGUAGACAACAGUGUUAUUACCAUGAUCACUGUUGACCAGGCUAGGACUAGCGUUGGAUAUUUGACUAUAAAUUCUACCACAAAACUAUCCAGUCAACCAUUUAGUAUACAAAUGCCGGGUGCUGAGGACGGUAACAUAGGUGAAGGAUGUGAACUGACGGGACGUUUCAGCUGGUUUGUCCAGUUUGUAUUAGCAAUGGUUGCAUUUUUUACUUUAAUGAUAAAGAGACUGCGUGAACCAGUGGAUGAACGACGACCAUGGAAAAUAUGGUUUUUCGACACAUCUAAACAAGCCUUUGGCGCUGGUAUGGUCCAUCUUGCUAACAUAUUCCUUGCCGAUUUUAAGUUCUUCAACAUGGGAGGUGAUCCCUGUACAUUGUAUUUGGUAAACUUUCUUCUGGAUUCAAGCCUUGGUUUGAUUUUUAUAUACAUCCUGGUGAAGCUCUCGCAGUGCAUAAUUAAGUGGAGAGGCUAUAAGACGUUACUUUCUGGAGAGUAUGGGGAUCCCCCUAAAUUAGAGGCCUGGAUUGGUCAGUGCGCCCUCUAUCUGCUGAUAUUGCUAAUUUCAAAGAUUCUUAUUAUUCUUGUGAUUCUUCUUGAAAUCUGGGAUAAGAUGCAUAGUUUAUUUAACCAUAAAUAUUUACUCAGUGGAGGCAUAAGAAUCGUGCUGCAUGUCCUCAUUAUUCCAUUCAUUGUUAAUGGUAUCAUGUUUUGGAUUGUUGAUAACAUUCUUAUGAAGCACAAACGAAAUAAAAAGAAGAAACGAGGACUACCAAUGUACGAUGUUGUUAAGUACCACAAGGGCAACAGCGAUUCAGAAUCAGACGUUCUAUUGACCGAUCGUGAAGACAAUGAUAGAGUAUCAAGUAGUGACGAGAAAAUAGUUAGCGAACAACUUCUGCACAGAAGCGUUUGACCACACACAAAACUGAUGUAGGAUUAGUUGACCAUUAUAUUUCUUCCCUAGCUGUACUCAUCCUAGUUGGUAUACAAUUUCUGUAAAAUCAGAUUUCGAAAAGUGUCUGCUUAAGUCCUGAAUCUUGUUUUAAUGUAGGUAUGAAAGAAAUUAUAUACGUUAUCUAAUAUUUACAGAAAUGGCUGUCUCUUGCAGGGUUAAGUUCGUAGAAUGAUGAUUCAUGUUGUCUCACCGAGGCUUGUGCACUGAUUUCUGACACUCACGGGUUGAUGUCAGUGCUUGGGGGUUCAUGGUGUAGUCUCACCAAGGGUCAUGCCUAGGUCUCUGACAUUUACAGGCUAACGUUAAUGCUCGGGGUUCAUGUUGUAGUCUUUCCAAGGGUCAGGCUUAGGUCUCUGACACUCACAGGCUGAUGUGAGUUCUUGCAGGUUCAUGAAGUAGUCUCCCACAGGUGUAGUGUGUAGGCUCAUGUAAUAACUUUGGGCAGAAGUACAUUACUAAUUUUCAGAGUACAUUCUUGCCAUCUGGUAUCGUAUCGUAAAUGUAAAUGAGGCUACAUCGCAUCCUAGACAACCAAAGAUGAAAAGAUCAGCAUGUUUAUAUUUUAAUCAUUUAGAGAAGAAUGAAUGUGAGCUUAAAAUUAUUUUUUAAUGAUACUAAAACAAUGAGAUUUUUCUAGUUUUUAAAAGUUCAUUGAUAAUUAUAACAGGAUAUAGGAAAUAUGAAAUAUAUAGAUUGCCAAAACCAGUGCAACAAUCAAUUGAAAUAUUAUUUUGAUAUAACAAAGAUUAUUACGAUAUUUAGUUCUUAUAUUUGGAUGCUUAAUCAAUUAUAAAUCACAAUCAACAAUUUUAUAUUAUCACAGAACUUUAAGAAUAUUUUUCUGGUCAUGGCACAUCAGAUAUCUAUGCGUCCUCCCAAACCUAGAGCAUAUUCUGAAUUGUGCACCGACAGUAAUAAAGGAACAACGAUAGUCUUGCUCAGGGACACAUGUAAAAAAUAGACUUAAACAUGCAUAGUAAACCUUCUGCUUAAAACCCUUUGUUAAGAGUAUGUUACUAUAGAAUUCUAGGUUGUAAUUAAGCAUUCGUACAAUUUUAUCAAGCAAACUGUGUGGGUUGAGUUGAUUGCAGUGGCGUAACAGCCAUGAGGUCUCACUGUCUCAAGCUAGUGUGACCAAUGCACCAGGAUAAUCAUCGGUAUUUUCUAUUUUGCCCAAAUUCUGCCAAGCACCAUUAUUAUGGAACAUAAGAUGCAAAAUACAUCAAAAGACACACUUAAAAUGUCAAAGACUUCAAAGGGCCCCAGGGUAGGGCCUGUUAAAGCCUCAACCAGGGGCCCAGGUCUCUUGUUUAUGCCACUUGGGGAGUUAUGGAUGAUUUGCAAUGAGCCCUGAUUUGCAUUGUCACUGUGCUAAGCAAUACAGUAGUUGUUAUAAAAUUAUGUUAUAUUUAUUAUUACUACUGGUAUAUAAUACCAUUUCUCUUUUAUAUACUGUAAGUUUAAAUUAGUUAUGUAAUGCAUGCUGCAGUUAGAGUUUAUCAUGAUUUAUAAUUUAAGAUAUUAAAUAAUGUGACAACAUUUGCAAACAUUAACAGUAAGUGUGUAAGAUAUGUACACAGAUGCAAUUGAUAAUCUAAUAGCAGUUAAAUUUAGAAAGUAAAUAUCAUAAAUUAGAAAUUUUGAAUGGAAAAACAGGGAUGUACGGAAAUAACGUCCAGUGAUAAUGACAUUUUCUUCUGUAAUAAAUAGGUUGUUGUGUCGUCGUGUGGGUUUGUCAUAUACAAGAUUCAACCAACUCUCAUCACAUUUCACAGUUGUGUAUGAACAAUACUAUUUAUCAUCAAUUUGAAUUGUGGACAGUGGUGCUAAAAAUGUCUUUUUAGCAGAUUUAUUUGUUAUGUAUUUGUUUUCCCACCACUUAAUUUAUCAUAUUUUGUCACAAAGUGAUAUUAUGUAUUUGUGUGCAAUUUUCAGUUGAUAUCAGUUUAGAAUUUUAAACAAUGCUAUACUGGAUAGCAUAUAAUUAGAUAAUUUUACAGAAAUGAGUAUUUAAGACAAGAAUUUUUUAGCCAACCCGCAGCCUGUCAAUAAUGAUGAUUUUGAAUAAAAAUAAAAUUUAGUUUUUAACGAGUUAGCGCACCCGCUGCCACGAAAAAAUGGAAAUUUCAGAAAAAAAAUUAAAGUUUUUCUUUAUUUUUAUUUAGGCUGCUGCCUUUAAACAAAGAAAUGUAUAUACAGCAGGAACGGUUUAGUUGCAAGGCACUUUAUUUGCACUGCUUCUCUCCACCCAGGAGUAUAAGUGGGUACCAGGUUGGGUUAAAUGCCAAAAUGCACUGAUGCAGCUGCUGCAACAUUAUGGAAUAUUCCCCUAAGGAGCUUGAGUUUGUGUUCCAUAGAUGUUUAAUCCAACCACCGGGGUAAUGAAAGUGUGAAGUGCAUAGAGGUCUUAACAAUAUCUCUAUCAUUAUUUUUAUUAUUAUUAAUAAAGCAAUAAAUUUAUCAAUUUGAAAGAAACACUUCAUUUAAAUAUUUUCAAUCCAUAAACCAAAUAAAACUAUUCAAACAUAAAUAAAAGUGAUCAAAGAAUUUGAUGGAUUGUGCUAUUAAUAAAGUCAUGGAUAUAAAAAAUAUAAAUAUUAGAAAUUAAUAUAAUAUUUAUUUUUUUAAAUUAAUUAAUAUUUUUUACCUCCAUGAUAAAAUAAAUGGUACUCCAAAGAUUUCCAAAGUGUAAUAACAGCACUUUAUAUGAAUUAGCAGUUUUGUUACUAAUAAUUAUGUUCCCAAAAUGUGCAGAUAUUCAAAUAUUUAAUAGGACUAAUAAUGGUUACAGGUUAGGUAAAACCAAUGUAUGCAUAUGUAAAUUUAGCUUUUUAAUCAUGUUUUAAUUAUUUUAAUUUGUGUACAUUGUGUUAUAAUUUGUAUUUAAAUAUUUCAAUAUAAAAAUUGUAGUUUUUAAAAGAUAUGCUAUUCUCCAUCAUUCUAAAGCUUUGUCCAAGUUAUCAAAUUUACUUUGACAAAAAAUUGUUGUAUGCCCAUAUAUAGUCAUGAUGUGCUUAUAUAUGUUCAUGAUGUGAUGUCAUCAUGACCAUAUUUAGGCAUAUCAGGACUUAAACUACAUAAAACUAUGACAAUGCUGAUUUAGUAGAAUUUACCAGCCAAAACAGAUGAAAUCUACAAAAUUUAUUGAAAUAAAAUUUAGUCAACUGUUCAUAUCAAGAAAAAACAAAAUCUGAUGAAUGAAUAUUUUUAUGAUAUUGCUAAGUCUUUCCAAAUCUCUGUUUCUGCACCCAAGUUUUUUUUGCAUUGAUUGUAAGUUGAACAUGCCUGAGUCAAAUCCAAAAUGCCAUUGAAAAGUUAUUCGACUUAGAUAAAAUUUGAUUUACAGAUUGUUAAUUAAUGGAAAACACAACAAUUUUGGCAUGUAAAAUAAGUUCAACUUAGAAAUUAUUCAAGUUAUCAAAUGAUUUUGAAAAAAAAAAUUGAUAAGAAAUUAUUCAAGUUAUCAAAUGAUUUUAGAUAAAAAAAAUUGAUAGAGUGGACAGAUCUUUACAGUAAGAAUUGUUUGAUCAGAUUUUUCUGAUCAGACAAAACAUAUUUUAUAUGAUUUAAACUUGGGAACUCACUGUGUCAUACGACCGUCGGCCAACGAAUCCAACAUCGCUGAUUGUCGGUGACUCUCUGAAUGCAUGUGCGUCCAUAGAAUUUCAUAUGCUGAUGACCAUUGGGCGUGAUGUGUACCCGGCUGAAGAUUGAGUAUUUUGAUAUUUUACCAUAUUGUCUGACCAAGCUACUAGGUUUCAUGUCCUUACUGCUGUCUCUUUCCAAUUAUCACAGACAUAAAGUUUCUGUAAAUGAUGAAGCUUUGAAAUAUGUAUUUUUUUAAACAAGAAGCAAAUAUAAAGGCCAAACUCUUGAUCAGAAUUAAUUAAAAAGUAUUGGUAAAUGGCCAACAUUAGUGGUAUUGUACAGCAGGUAGGGAAAAAAUAUUUUCAAACAAAAUUCAGGGUACAUUGAAUGAUUGUGAUAGAAGAACAGUAUAUUUGUCUCCUUAUGGAAUACUGUAUAAAGGGAUACUAUUUUUAACCAGUCUAGCGCCAUCUAGCACUGUUUAGUGAUGAUAGUACAGUAUGAUGAAAUGGCAAUCGUAUAGGUAGCAUUUUAAAUGAUUGUUGUCAAGAUAAGAAUCUGGUGAUAAAAUAUAAAGCCUUAAGUGUUUACUAUCUUAUAUAUGAUACAAGAAUGUGAAUAAAAGGUAUUUUAUUUUUUCAAUGCAUAA
Molecule: messenger RNA, 5433 nt
Organism: Anneissia japonica
Lineage: Eukaryota; Metazoa; Echinodermata; Crinoidea; Comatulida; Comatulidae
Product: store-operated calcium entry regulator STIMATE-like
Exons: 6
Coding region: 261-1154 (297 amino acids)
Cellular component (GO): membrane
Source: RefSeq, a predicted model, not a curated record